This is a messenger RNA of Dibothriocephalus latus, 249 nucleotides long. Lineage: Eukaryota; Metazoa; Platyhelminthes; Cestoda; Diphyllobothriidea; Diphyllobothriidae. The record is from the annotation of a GenBank genome assembly.
AUGCUGUGGAAGUCAUACACCCUCAUCUUUUUCACAUUACUUGCUUCGGCAAACAUUCUCAAGUCCUGCUUUGGCGAGUUGCGUAUUCUCCCACCAGCUGACCCCUGGUACUACAAGGACAUUACGCGACAACAAGCCGAGGCCAUCCUGCUCGAAGAGAGUCGUGAGGGUUGCUUCCUCGUUCGUGAUUCCGUGAGCAAGAAGAACACCUUCACUUUAUCGGUGACUUCUAAGGAUCCAGAGGAGUGA